AUGAGGACAAGAAAGCUGCUUUCUCCAGCAGAAAAAGUCUGGGUGGACAAGCCCAAGUAUGACGAGGCGGAGAGGCUCCACUAUGAGCGGGAAGCAACUUUGGCAGCCUCUGCUGCUGAGAGCUGUCAAGAGGUGGUGGCAGUGAAUGGCUUCUGCCCUGAGGAGGAGCUGAAAGGGGACCUGUGGAAGGCAGGAUAUGGGAAGAAGCAAAAGAAAAGGAAGUGCUCCCCCAAAUGCAAGCCUUCAGACAGAAAGGCGGACUUUGUCCUGGCCGGGUUAUUAGCUGACCAUGUGUGGUUCGACAAGCCUCUCUUUGACCAGGCGGAAGCCGCCUACAGAAAGAAGCUUGCUGAGAUGUUGUCCCAGGCAUCUUCUGAGACGCUCCUGGCUGCUAAGCAGUCUGCUGCCUUGGUGCCCUGGUCAGAAGCAGAGUUCUCCCAAGGUGAUAUUAGGCCACGGAGAAACCCGGCUGUCUUGCACUGCAACCAUGGCAGCCUGAUGGCCUGUCACCACAUGGUUCAGGACGCUUGGGUCAACAAGUUCAAUUUUGAUGAUGCUGAGAAGAUGUUUGUUGAAAGGUGCCAAUUGGUGGCUCUGCCCCAAACCCUGAACCUCCCGCCUGUGCCGUUGCUCAACAGUAUUGGACAAACACCAGAUGAAGGCUAUGUGACUGCCCUGCCUACUCCUUCAGCACCAGCUCAGUCCGAGGACAUUGUGGCUCAUACUGCUGCUCCGUUUGUCUCCCCGAGUCUGCCUGAUGCUUUAGUCCAGACAGUCAAUGGCAAGCCUCAGAUAUCAAGUUUACGGGCCCUGGUCUCAGAGGUGUGGCUGGAGAAACCCAUCUAUGAUGAUGCCGAGCGAUGCUUUUAUACAAACCUGUUUGACGGGCACCCUCCAGGAAAGGUGAGGUUGCAAGAGCGUGGGCGGCCAGAGUCCUCAAAAAGGAGCCGGAAAGACCAAAAGAGCCGCAGCAUGGGGAAGCAGGCAGCAGGCAAGAGGGGAAGCGGCUCCACCUCUGCUGCCAUCCCUCAAGAUUCCGGGCACGCUCCAGCUGCCUGGUAUUUCAUGCACAAGGACAGUGAGUCUGCGUGGCUGAGCAAGCCCACUUACGAUAGUGCUGAAGCACAAUAUUACAUCUCCAAAGCCUCAAAGCUGGCAAGCAGAGAAGACAGCACCAGAGCGUCUGAAACGACACUAGCAAAGCCGCCACAGCCCCCUGCUCGGGCUUCAAGUGCAUCAGAGCCUCACGCUAAAAAAAUGGCAGCCAGCUUCCUCAUGCAUGAGAAGAUUUGGUUUGACAAGUUCAGAUAUGAUGAUGCUGAGAAGAGAUACUAUGAACAGAUGAAUGGUCCAGCCACUAGUCCUUCCUGCCAGCAGGAGAACGGAGCCAGCACGAUCCUACGCGACAUUGCCAGAGCCAGGGAGAAUAUCCAGAAGUCGCUGGCCGGACUGAAGACAGUUUUGCAAAACCCCCAUGAAGCUCCUCCUGUUCGUCGCAAGAAGCAGUCAGGUUGUGCGACUAGUGUGAGCAGCACCUCUUCAGCAGGACCUGCUGGGGACCAAAGUGAACUGGUCACCAGGAUUGCACACCUGGAGGCAGAGAAUCAAGACCUUCAUUGCGUGGUUACAGACCUUCAGCUUGCCCUCUCCAGACUGGAAUAUCGCCUAAGUCUUUUGGAAAAAACAUCUACCUCUCAUCACCCUUCAUCACCACCACCAACACAGCAUGUCACCCCCAUGAAGAAGGUGGAAACCGUGGCCAUUUCAUCAAGGAAAGUAGAGCUGCCUGCCACUUUGCCUGUGAAGAAAGUAGAACCCUCUGCCACUGCCGCUGCAGGAGAAGAAGACGACGAUGACAUUGACCUGUUUGGCAGUGACGAUGAAGAGGAAGACCAGGAAGCCGCCCGAGUUCGGGAAGAGCGGCUAAAGCAGUAUGCAGAGAAGAAGGCCAAGAAGCCUGGCCUGAUUGCCAAGUCCUCCAUACUCUUAGAUGUCAAGCCAUGGGAUGAUGAAACGGACAUGGCCAAAUUGGAGGAAUGUGUCAGAUCCAUUCAGAUGGAUGGUCUGGUUUGGGGAGUCUCCAAACUAGUCCCGGUGGGUUACGGCAUCAAGAAACUCCAGAUCCAGUGUGUGGUGGAAGAUGACAAAGUUGGGACAGAUAUACUGGAGGAGGAGAUCACCAUGUUUGAAGACUACGUGCAGAGUGUUGACAUAGCUGCUUUCAACAAGAUCUAACAGCAAACCUUUACACUUUCUAAAGCUAAUAAAAGGUCAAGAGUUGGCGAGCA
Rhineura floridana is the source of this 2288-nucleotide messenger RNA. It is a transcript of the gene EEF1D, whose product is annotated as eukaryotic translation elongation factor 1 delta. The record is from RefSeq and is a predicted model, not a curated record. Gene Ontology annotation, cellular component: eukaryotic translation elongation factor 1 complex; cytosol. The transcript has 9 exons. Bases 1 to 2235 code for a protein of 744 amino acids. Gene Ontology annotation, biological process: translational elongation. Gene Ontology annotation, molecular function: translation elongation factor activity; guanyl-nucleotide exchange factor activity. Lineage: Eukaryota; Metazoa; Chordata; Lepidosauria; Squamata; Rhineuridae.